Rubroshorea leprosula is the source of this 3289-nucleotide messenger RNA. Lineage: Eukaryota; Viridiplantae; Streptophyta; Magnoliopsida; Malvales; Dipterocarpaceae. The record is from the annotation of a GenBank genome assembly.
GGCUGCUCGUUCAACAAGGUUGCCUGUGUCUUCUUGGGCUUCAUGUAGAUAGGUCUCAAGCUUGGUAGCACUAUUUCAAGUACUGUUGCUGCCAACUCUUGAGCGACAGGUUUGAAGGAUCAUUCACUUCAGUUAGUGGUGGAGAAAACAACUCCAUAGAAAUGUCUUCACUUUCUUCUAUCAAGAGUUAGAAUGGCUUCCAUACAAGAAAACACAUUAUGUGAAUAGCGAUCUCAAAAUGACAUUUGAGAAUAAUGCCCCUAUUCAAAAAUCAAUUCUUCACAUUCAAGGUCGAACAACAUCGUUCACCAUGAUUCUCAAGAUUGAUAACAUAUAAUACAUGUAGCUGGAUUCAUCAAAGAAACUAUCAAAUGAUGAAACAAGUGAAAUACCCGUUUCACCUUGACAUUAUCAUAUGAGGCAUAUGGCAUUAAUUCUCAUUAUUUCACUAGUGCAAACUGAAACUGUAAUUCAAACAUCAACAUCUGAAUGAUGAAAAAGUUGCUCUUGAACCAAAGCUUGCAGUGAUGGAGACAAGGAGUAUUGACCUUGAGACUGUCCCACUUUUGAAAAAGAAUUCCAUAAUACUUCUGAAAAACAUUGUCAAAGCCACUGACCUAUCGAAAACUGUUAUUUCCAAGCAGAAUUUGACAAAACAGAGCUCAAAAGUGGAUUCAGUGUGUCAGAAAUAGGAAAUAUGGCUGAUGUGGCAGUGGUGCUGACAUGGUCCUUUUGUAGCUGAUGAUGUGAUGCUGAGAUAGCCUGAUGAUGACAAUCUGGUUGGACAUGUCAACCCAAAAAGAUCUAGGACUGGCAAACAGCAAUCAGGUUGAAGAUGGAGCGGAGUUUGACAAUUGCUGCAAAUGGCUUCACAGUAUGGACUUGUUGGACCCAGAGAGCAUAGGCAUGUUGAUGAUCUGUUCCAACUGUGCUUCCAGGGGCAAGGUCGCUGGUUGUAUCUGAGAUGCUGCCUGGCUUUGAUUCUUGGGUCAGAUGUUGGCUUCAAUGGGGUUCUGAUGAUGUACUGAAUUAUCUAGAAAGAGCAUUUGGUGUUGGUAGUGUGAGUCAAGGAGAUAAUGGUAGCUUGGUGAUGCAACAAUCUAUUAAUCUCAUUGCAAAAUCAGCCUCCAUUCCAUGUAGCUCAUUGGUGACAGAUGUUUCUAAUUCUGAUUUUGCUGUGAAUGCCUCAGAGAAUCCUUUGUCAGAUGACCCACUUGAUGAAAUGUUUUCAAUUCUGGACAUCGGUGGACAAAACCUAUCGAGAAUAGCUGGUAUUGCAUCUGCAAAUGAAGCUCCAAGGACUAUAGUUUCUAGAUCCAUCUCUAAUGUUGAUCUGAAACUUAAGUUGCAAUUUUGCAAGGUUCGAUUUCUGCUUCUCACUAGAAAUCUAAAGCAAGCGAAGCGUGAAGUCAAGCAUGCAAUAAAUGUUGGUAACGGGAGAGAUUCAGCUAUGGCUCUUUUUUUGAAGGCCCAGCUUGAGUAUGAUCGUGGGAACCACCGUAAAGCCAUCAAGUUGUUAAUGGCAUCAAGUAAUCAGACAGAGGCUGGCAUUGCAAGCAUGUUUAACAAUAAUCUUGGCUGUAUUUACUAUCAGCUCAGAAAAUACCAUACAUCAGCAGUGUUUUUCUCAAAGGCAUUGAAUAAUUGUUCAUCUCUUCAGAAGGACAAGCCUCUACACCUAUUAACAUUCUCCCAGGAUAAAUCCCUUCUUAUGAUAUAUAAUUGUGGCUUGCAGUAUUUGGCCUGUGGGAAGCCAAUACUAGCUGCUUGUUGUUUCCAGAAGGCAAGUUUAGUUUUCCACAAAAGACCCCUCUUUUGGCUCCGGCUAGCUGAAUGCUGUCUAAUGGCUUUAGAGAGGGGACUUAUCAAGGCUAGUCAAGCUCUAUCAGAUCGAGCAGAAGUUAGAGUUAAUGUUAUUGGAAAAGGUAAAUGGAGGCAACUUGUAAUUGAAGAUGUAAUUUCAAACAGGCUUGUGGAUUUUGUUGGAAAGGUUGAUCUAGUAUUCGGCAGUGAUGGGCAGCCUAACCUCUCGCUGCCACUUGCAAGGCAGUGUCUCUAUAAUGCAUGGCACUUGUUAAAUUGUUCUGAAUUGAAUAAUUUAAAGUCUGGUUUGCCUGCAUCCUUAGAAGAAAAUGAAUCAAGUGAAGUGGUAUCUUGGAAGACUUCAAACCAGAAGAACUUACCCAGCAUUGAUUCAAAAGCCUCAACUUUAUUGGUAGGUUUAGGUCAGGUUAAUUCUAAUGGCAAUGCAAGAGAGCAGAAGGGAGGAUCAAAUCAGGGGAUCAUACAGAACUCAAUCUCCUAUUAUGAGGAGAUUUGCAGGAAGGGGAAUCAGAUGAUUAAGCAAGCUCUUCUUGCUGACCUGGCUUAUGUAGAGUUAGAAUUGGGAAAUCCUUUGAAGGCCCUCUCUGCUGCAACAUCUCUCUUAGGAAUACCUGACUGUUCAAGAAUUUAUGUCUUUCUAGGUCAUGUGUAUGCGGCAGAGGCCCUUUGCUCUCUUAACAAGCCAAAGGAAGCUGCAGUGCAUUUGUCAAUUUAUUUGUCUGGAGACAGCAAUGCUGAGUUGCCAUUUGGCCAGGAGGACUUUGAGCAAUGGCGAGUGGAGAAUACUGUUGACUGUGAAGAACUUAAUGAAGAAUCAGUGACUGCCAAGAAUCCUCCAGAGGACUGGCAUAAUCUCAUGUUUCUGAAGCCAGAAGAAGCACGUGGAACCCUUUAUGCAAAUCUUGCUGCUAUGUCAGCAAUGCUAGGUGAAUUUGAGCGGGCUUACCAUUUUGUGACGCAAGCGUUGUCUCUGGUACCUAACAGUCCAGAAGCUACCGUGACUGCAAUUUAUGUUGAUCUCAUGCUUGGUAAGUCACAAGAAGCACUAGCCAAAUUAAAACAAUGUAGUCGUAUCAGGUUCCUCCCGUGCAGUUUACAAUUGAACAAGUCAUCCUGAUGGUUGUAGAGUUGUUUUAGUUCAUUCCUAUGGGCCUAACGUUUGGUGCUAGUUAGUGGUUAGAUUGAAAUCCUUUCAGAGGAUUUGUAUCAUAUAUAUGGUUCACUUCAGAUAUUAAUUCUAUCAUUUUUUUUUUCUCCCUUUUCUUCAUAGUUGGGGUUUAUUUUGUCAAUGGCGAGGCUGGGUGUUCUGGCAAAAGAGCUGAUGCCCACAUUUUGAAUAUAAGAUGUAUUUUUGGUUCAAGAUUAUUGUAAUUUAGUGGCCAAUCCAAUCCACUUGGAAUGGAUGUGAAGAAUAGAGAUAAAAAUGUGAUUGAAUUGAGAUUGGGAACAAAAUAGGUUUUAUUUA